Mya arenaria is the source of this 1676-nucleotide messenger RNA. Its product is annotated as cdc42 homolog. The transcript is spliced from 3 exons. Gene Ontology annotation, molecular function: GTPase activity; GTP binding. The record is from RefSeq and is a predicted model, not a curated record. The coding region runs from base 755 to 1270 and encodes 171 amino acids. Lineage: Eukaryota; Metazoa; Mollusca; Bivalvia; Myida; Myidae. Gene Ontology annotation, biological process: small GTPase-mediated signal transduction.
GAGCGUUAGACUCUGAUUGUAAUCACAACCUCAUGUACGCAGGUACGGCAGACCGUUAGACUCUGAUUGUACUCACAACCUCAUGUACGCAGGUACGGCAGAGCGUUAGACUCUGAAUGUACUCUUAACCACGUAACCUUUUAAUUAGAAAUGUAACAGAUUUGGAUGUUAAACCGAGGUGGGAUGGAAUAGUGGUAUAGGUUUCCAUCUCUCACCCAGUGGGUUUAAUUAUUCGAUCCAUACCAGGUAAAAUUCUCAGAGUUCCCCAAAAAUGGAUACCAGGUCUGGUUUCUAUCCAGGAAGGAGACUCGAAAUUCACAGCUAAAACGGGAUGAAUAUAAAGGAAUACUAAGUUUAACCUGAUCAUAGGCUAUUUAGUAUUUAGUGUGUGUGGUGCUGAAACUAUGAUGAUUUCUGUUAACUUACAUGAAGUUUCAAUUGAGAUAUACAAUAACGCCUGCAAGUGUAUUUUUUCGGAGAAUGCAGUAUAUUUAUACAGACAGCUGUUACCAGUUUUAUGGAUUUCUUUUGUUAGGACAGGACAGAUGUUCCGAGAGGCAGAUGUUCCGUUGUUGCCAUGCUCUGAGACUCGAGCUUACAGGAACGUUUAACUUCCGAACAAUUAUUUCUGGAACCAUUAGAAGGGUAUCCAUAUCGGGAGAAUCCUUGCGUUAUGCAAAAUGAUGAAAAAGUAUUUUGAAUUAGCUGGUGUGGAAGAGAUCAUUUAUAGCAAUGAGUCUUGUUUACGAUAUGAAUGAUAUCAGAGGUACAAGUUAGACGUUACCACUAUAAUAAUAUACCUGUGAGUCUCUCCGUGUGUAACAAACCGCUGAUUUUGGGUCUAUUCGACACGGCAGGACAGGAGGACUACGACCGACUGCGCGUGCUAGCGUACCCAGAUACGGAUGUGUUUGUCGUCUGCUUUUCCGUUGUGGCGCCCACAUCAUUCGAGAACGUGGAGGAGAAAUGGGCACCGGAAGUGCAUCACUACCGCGAGGACACGCCCUUUAUACUGGUCGGCACGCAGGUCGACCUCAGAGACAACUUUUACGAGUUGCAGCGGCUACAGAAGAACCGUCAGAAGCCUGUUACGUAUGAGAUGGGUAUCCGGCUGGCCAACAGGAUCGGUGCUAACUGUUAUGUGGAGUGCUCGGCACUCACCCAGAAGGGCUUGAAGGCAGUGUUUGAUAACGCCAUACUCGCCGUGAUUAAUCCCCAACCGGUGACUCGCAGACCCAAGAAACGAACCGCACUGUGUAAAAUAUUGUGAUAUGUAGAUGAUACAUGUAUGAUGCAUACUAAUGUGCUUAGCGCUAUGGCAUUUCUGUGAUUUCUCGUAUUUAUAUUAUUAUUAUUAUUUGAUACCAAAGAAAAACACCGGUAUACAUUUGAAACUUUUGACCGUUAAGUGUGUAAUUCAAAGUAAUAUAUCGGGUGUACAUAUUCGUGCAGUGAAUGGAGUAAAGGAUUCAAAAUAAAAGUUUAGCGUAUGUGACUGCACAAGGAACUGUACAUGUUAUAGAAAUUUAAUUCUUAACAGUAUAUAUAUACAGUAUAAAUGAUCAUAUUAAUAGUAACGAAUUGUGUUCAAACUUGUAGGUAUAGAAGUAUUUUGAUUAAGGUUAAAAUGUUUGUAAAUUCAUGAUCAACAUUGAACAAAUAAAAACAUGAUCUCC